Ramularia collo-cygni is the source of this 2397-nucleotide messenger RNA. RefSeq lists its product as uncharacterized. Bases 1 to 2397 code for a protein of 798 amino acids. NCBI's taxonomy places the organism in Eukaryota, Fungi, Ascomycota, Dothideomycetes, Mycosphaerellales, Mycosphaerellaceae. Gene Ontology annotation, cellular component: nuclear origin of replication recognition complex; nucleus. Gene Ontology annotation, molecular function: DNA replication origin binding. The record is from RefSeq and is a predicted model, not a curated record. Gene Ontology annotation, biological process: DNA replication; DNA replication initiation. The transcript has a single exon.
AUGCAGCCUGUCCGCGCAAGUAAGCGCCGGAAGCUUGAUCGGGACGACACGGCCAAAAGCUCGCCUGCUUCCCUUCAGCCAACAGCCGCCGACAAAAAGAACAAGCGUGUGCAGUCCUCGCCUGCCGUCAAUGGAAAUGGGCAAAAUGGCGGAUCGAAAGCGGAAGAAUCGGGGUCGGAGGAAACAGCAGGAAAGGUCCUGUCUGCGCGCGAACAAUGGCUGCAGGCUAAAGCCAAGAGCGCCACACGAAAGGGCAAGAGGCCGAACGUCUAUGAUGAUAUUGAGGGCGGCAAUGUUGGCAGAGAGCCAUACGGACGCAUGACAAAGCCAGUGAAGAGAGAGAGGCCAACAGCGCCCAGCAAGCCCACUGCGGCACCGCUGGGCUUCUUCAAGCAGUUUGCAAAGGCCAAAGUCGAUGCUGCUGCAAAUGCAGGUGUGAGGAGAAAUAGGGUGGAUGAUGACGAUGAGGAUGAUGAGGAUGGAAGCAUCGCCGACAGCGAAGACGACGAUCAAAGCGAGGAUCAGAGCAACAUUCAAGUCAAACAGACUUCACGAAACGGCAAGUACUGGACRGCAGCGACGCCGGGGAAAUCAAAGAAGACUUUCGAAGAUGAGAUUCGGGAGGUUGAGGCGGCGGCGCGGAAGAAAGUAGCUGCUGGUGACAAUGCCAGUGAGGACGAACUCGCGGAGAAUGGCGAAAUGCGGCGCUCUUCGUCGAGGAAGACUUCCAUACAAAAGCCCGCGAGAAAUCAGAAUGAGCUGAAAGGCGCUGCGAGCCCGGUACGGAAAGCGUCCAAACCACAGCCACUGGACCGAAGGAAGGCCAGCAGUGUAAAGUCUGCUGAUGUUGAGGAUGGUGCAUCAGACGACGACAUCGAGAUUGACGAUUCGGAAGAUGGCCGGAUUGCGAAUCAUGUACGGGUAUCGACUCCGAAGAAACUGAGGUUCGAACCGCGCAAAAGCACUGGCAUCAAGAUCGCACUCCCACCUUUCGCAACGGACCAUCUACAGUGCAUUCGAAGGAUUGUCAUUGAGAAGUGUGCCGGGAAGCGUCCUAUACCCCUUACCAAUCUCGCAGAUGAGUUUGCCAAGGUCAACUCCCUCGUCAGCCAGACUGUCGCAGCCGGGGAGAGCAACAGCAUGCUCCUCAUAGGCGCCCGUGGCAGUGGCAAAACUGCUCUCAUAGAUCAGGUACUCCGUGAACAAAGCAUACAGCAUCCCAACGACUAUCACAUUGUCCGUCUUAGCGGAUUUAUCCACACGGAUGAUAAGAUUGCUUUGCGCGAGAUUUGGCGCCAGCUAGGCCGCGAAAUGGAGAUAGAAGAUAACGAAACUUCCAAGAACUACGCCGAUACUCUAACGACUCUCCUCGCUCUGCUAUCGCAUCCUGCAGAGACCGGUCGAGAUGAGGAAGGUCAUAUCACGAAGUCGGUCAUCUUCAUCCUGGAUGAGUUUGAACUCUUCGCCACGCAUCCGCGACAGACACUACUGUACAAUCUAUUCGACAUCGCACAGAGUCGCAAGGCACCCAUCGCAGUUUUGGGCUGUACUACACGGAUCGAUGUUGCUGAAAGCUUAGAAAAGAGAGUAAAGAGUCGAUUCAGCCAUCGAUAUGUGCACCUCAGCAUGUCAAAGAGCUUGCAGGCCUUCGAGAGUGUAUGUCGCAGUGCUAUCGGCAUCAAGCCCGCAGAGCUGGAAGGCGAUGAGAAGGCCGAGCUCGGAGGCUCAGUCGAAGGCGUCGUGGCGAAGUUGCAGAAGGCUGCCUUAUCCUCUACGGGCGGAAAAAGCAAGAAUGAGCACGCAGACGCACCGCCUGGUCCACUCGAUCAAUGGAACACGUUGGUCGAUGCGGUCAUCUCAUCUAGGACCUGCGCAUCAUUCUUGGCUAGGCUGUUCCACACCACUAAAUCGAUUCCAGAGUUCCUGAGCUCGCUGUUGCUUGCGAUGGCAACUCUGCCAAUAAACUCCGCACACACCUCCUCGGAUCUACUGGAACACCUCACGACCACCAUUUCAACAAACGCACUCCACCCACCCGACUCCAAGCUCUCCAUAUUGCCCUCGCUCUCCUCGCUCCAGCUUGCUCUCUUGAUCUGUGCAGCACGUCUGACAAACAUCUACAAUUCCGAGGUCAUCUCGUUCGCGCUUGCAUACGAGGAGUACAAAAACUUGGCAAGCAAGGCUAAACUCCAGGCUUCAGCUAGUGGUGCUUUGGCACAGGGCGCCGGCAGUAGAGUCUGGGGUAAGAGUGUCGCCAAAAGUGCAUGGGAGGGUCUGGUGGAGUGUGGGUUGAUUCUGGAGGAUGGUAGAGGUGGAAGAGUGGAUGUGGCUAUGGAGGAAAUCGGAAGCUGUGGUGUGGAGCUGGGUAGCUGGGGAAGGUGGUGCAGAGAGAUAUGA